This is a messenger RNA of Artibeus jamaicensis (Jamaican fruit-eating bat), 1994 nucleotides long. RefSeq names its product solute carrier family 35 member D3 (gene SLC35D3). The coding region runs from base 192 to 1451 and encodes 419 amino acids. The record is from RefSeq and is a predicted model, not a curated record. NCBI's taxonomy places the organism in Eukaryota, Metazoa, Chordata, Mammalia, Chiroptera, Phyllostomidae. Gene Ontology annotation, molecular function: antiporter activity. Gene Ontology annotation, cellular component: Golgi apparatus. The transcript is spliced from 2 exons.
CGGAGCCACCGAGCUGCGAGGACGCCUGGCUGGAACUGCCCUCUGCAGCUGAGCCGGCGCCCCCUGCCCUCCGCGCGCGGCGUGGGGCUGGCGCCCCCGCCGCCCUCGCUCCGCUCCUCCCGGCUCUCCUCCCCGCUCUCCUCUCGCAGGUCCCGGAGCUCCUACACCGCGGGUGCGGCGCAGCCGGCGUGAUGCGGCAGCUGUGCCGGGGCCGCCUGCUGGGCAUCUCGGUGGCCAUCGCGCAUGGGGUUUUCUCGGGCUCCCUCAACAUCCUGCUCAAGUUCCUCAUCAGCCGCUACCAGUUCUCCUUCCUGACCCUGGUGCAGUGCCUGACCAGCUCCACGGCGGCGCUGAGCCUGGAGCUGCUGCGGCGCCUCGGGCUCAUCGCCGUGCCCCCCUUCGGCCUGAGCCUGGCGCGCUCCUUCGCGGGGGUCGCAGUGCUCUCCACGCUGCAGUCGAGCCUCACGCUCUGGUCCCUGCGCGGCCUCAGUCUGCCCAUGUACGUGGUCUUCAAGCGCUGCCUGCCCCUCGUCACGAUGCUCAUCGGCGUCCUGGUGCUCAAGAACGGCGCGCCCUCCCCGGGGGUGCUCGCGGCCGUGCUCAUCACCACCUGCGGCGCUGCCCUGGCAGGAGCCGGGGACUUGACCGGUGACCCCAUGGGGUACGUUACCGGAGUGCUGGCGGUGCUGGUGCAUGCCGCCUACCUGGUGCUCAUCCAGAAGGCGAGCGCUGACACCGAGCACGGGCCGCUCACCGCGCAGUAUGUCAUCGCCGUGUCUGCCACCCCGCUGCUGGUCGUCCUCUCCUUCGCCAGCACCGACUCUAUCCAAGCCUGGGCCUUCCCUGGCUGGAAGGACCCGACGAUGGUCUGCAUCUUCUUGGCCUGCGUUCUGAUCGGCUGCGCCAUGAACUUCACCACGCUGCACUGCACCUACAUCAACUCGGCCGUGACCACCAGCUUCGUGGGGGUAGUAAAGAGCAUCGCCACCAUCACAGUGGGCAUGGUGGCCUUCAGCGACGUGGAGCCCACCUCUCUAUUCAUUGCCGGCGUCGUGGUGAACACCCUGGGUUCCAUCAUUUACUGUGUCGCCAAAUUCUUGGAGACCAGAAAGCAAAGCAACUACGAGGACCUGGAAUCGCAGCCCAGGGGAGAGGAGGCACAGCCAGGCGGAGAGCAGCUGCCAUUUGUCAUGGAGCAGCUGCCAGAGGAGCAGCCGCCAGAGGAAGGUGGAAGUGGCUGGUCAGAAGGUGGGAAGGCAGCAGGUUGCUCCGCUCAGCAAAGGGGGCAAGAUGCGAGGGGCAGAGGAGUCCCGCUGUUGGCAGGUAGCUCUGAAGAAGCUAGCAAAAGGUCAUUAAAGGAUGCUUACCUGGUAGUGUGGAGGUUGGUCAGGGGUACCAAGUAUAUGAAGAAAGAUUAUUUGAUGGAAAAUGAGGAGUUACCCAGUCCUUGAAAAGGAAACACAUAUAUGUAUAUAUGUACAUAUAUACUUAUUUUAUAUGUUAGAGAUAACAUAUUUUAAUGAGGGGCUGCCCAAUUUUAUUCUUUGAGGAGUGGGGAAGGGAAGCAAAGAAACAAUCUGAAAUGGACAGCAACCAAAUUAGCACCUGUGUGAAUUAUUUAGCAUCCCUUCACCUGAGGCAACGUAAAGACAAAAGAAUACGAAGGUGCGUAACAAAGUUAAGACGGCAGUCUCAGCUGCAGACUCCUGGCACGCUUGGGUUUGUUUUGUUUUGUUUUUUGACAUAAUAGCGAUAACCAAAUGUUUGCAUGUUCUGGGUCCCUCAACCACCUCCUCCAAUGACUGAGUGUAGAAACAGGGAAUCAAAGAUUCCAUCCAGAGGCACAUUUUUGAUGAUAAAGCCACAGUUUUCUAUGGCCAGCUGGGCAAAGAGUAUAUUAUUGAAAAGACAUGUAAAUACACUGAAUUGAUGUUUACUGUUUCUGGUCAUCUGAAAUAUGUUUACUCUGAUUUCUCUUUACCUGUUUUUUUAAA